This is a messenger RNA of Hippoglossus stenolepis (Pacific halibut), 5529 nucleotides long. It is a transcript of the gene ccnd2a, whose product is annotated as cyclin D2, a. The coding region runs from base 360 to 1253 and encodes 297 amino acids. The transcript has 5 exons. Gene Ontology annotation, cellular component: nucleus; cyclin-dependent protein kinase holoenzyme complex; cytoplasm. Gene Ontology annotation, biological process: regulation of cyclin-dependent protein serine/threonine kinase activity; positive regulation of G1/S transition of mitotic cell cycle; mitotic cell cycle phase transition. The record is from RefSeq and is a predicted model, not a curated record. Gene Ontology annotation, molecular function: cyclin-dependent protein serine/threonine kinase regulator activity. Lineage: Eukaryota; Metazoa; Chordata; Actinopteri; Pleuronectiformes; Pleuronectidae.
UGCCUCGCAUGCCUGAGUGGAAGGAAGAGGAGUGAGAGCAGCGUGUUGCGUCUGGUCUAUACAGAGGUAAUGAAGUGAAUUGCGUCAGUGGCGCACGCUGGGCAGGCUUGAAAUGCAUGCGCCUGCCGGAGCCAGGCGGAUGAAAGUAGAGGCGCACUGUGGGGAGAGAGGAAAAAGUUCUCAACAAGGAGAGGCAGGACUACUCUGACGGAGCCCCUGCAGUCUCACUUUCUUAUGCCUCUAAUACACUUUCCCUGCCAUCCCUUUCUUUGCGUUUUUAACUCCGCCGCACCGCUUUCCGCCGCCGCCGAGAGAGAAAUCCGACUUUUUUCUACUUAAGUGAAAGCACCAGCGGCACCAUGGAGCUGCUCUGCCUCGAAAUGGACACCGUCAUACGAGCUCGUCCCGAUCCCAACCUCCUGUGCGAUGACAGGGUCCUGCAGAGCUUGUUGACCAUCGAGGAGAGGUUUCUACCCCAAUAUUCCUAUUUCAAAGGCGUCCAGAAAGACAUCCAGCCGUUCAUGAGGAGGAUGUUGGCUACUUGGAUGUUGGAGGUCUGUGAGGAGCAGAAGUGCGAGGAAGAAGUUUUUCCCUUGGCCAUGAACUACUUGGACAGAUUUUUAGCCGUGGUACCCACCAAAAAGUGCAACCUGCAGCUGCUGGGCGCAGUCUGCAUGUUCCUCGCAUCCAAAUUGAAAGAGACUCGUCCACUAACUGCAGAGAAGCUUUGCAUCUACACAGAUAACUCCAUCAGACCUCAAGAGCUGCUGGAAUGGGAACUGGUGGUGUUGGGGAAGUUGAAGUGGAACUUGGCAGCGGUGACGCCAAACGACUUCAUUGAGCACAUUGUGAGGAGGCUGCCGCUGCCUGAGGAUAAGCUGGCACUUAUACGCAAACAUGUCCAGACCUUCAUCGCCCUCUGUGCCACAGAUUUCAGAUUCGCCAUGUACCCCCCCUCCAUGAUUGCUACAGGAAGUGUGGGGGCAGCGAUCUGUGGCCUGCAGCUGGAUUCAACUGACCAGUCACAGUGGGGCGACAGCCUGACAGACCUGCUGGCUAAAAUCACAAACACAGAAGUGGACGUCCUCAAAGAGUGUCAGGAGCAGAUUGAGCGCGUGCUGGUGAGCAGCCUGCGCGAGGGCCGGCAGCAGCAGCAGCAGCAGCAGCAGACGCAGAGGGGCCCCAGCGGCAAAGGUCUGGACGAGCUGGAUCAGUCCUCCACCCCAACAGACGUCCGUGAUGUCAACUUGUGAACCACCAGAGGGCGUCGUCGCACAGGAUUUCCAGAAACAAAAAAAGAAGCAUCAUGAAAAAAAAAAAAAACCCUCAAUUUUCUUAAAAGCUGAAAAAAAAGAACAAAAGAACAAAAAAUGUUAAAAACACAAGCCCUUUAAAAGAAAGAGAACAAUGCUUGCUAGUUUUUUUUUUUGUAGAUUUUUUUCUGUUCUUCAAGUCAAAAAGAAAAACAAAACGCCUGCCCACAAAAAAAAAAUUGAUUUUCUAUGAUGUUUAAAGCAACAAAUUAGAUUCAAGAUGAAGCUCUGUGGUGCCUUGGAUAUACAGAAGGGAAGCCAAUCAUUUUUGCAUUCUGCCUUUGAUUGUAUAGUAUGAUCUUUAAAUUAUACCUUAACCAUAGCGUGAUAAAUGAGGCUGUUAUGGUAGAAGUUGUGGAAACCAUUAAGAAAAAUUGCAUACAUGGGAUCACAGCGGGGCUCAAGAUUUCUCUCUCUCUCUCUCUCUCUCUCUCUCUCUCUCUCUCUCUCUGCGUUUAGUUUUAUAUGAGUAUUAUCACUAUUACAUUAGUGGCUGGUGUGAGGGAGGACACGUGUCCCAGCUCCUCGACCAUCAGAAGGUCCACGUGUGUUUGUGUGUUGAUGAGGACGAGACAGACGGAGGACGCUGUGAGAACAUUAUGCUAAAAGUCGGCGGGUCCCAAUUCCAGGGAAGAGAUGGGAUGGUAAUAAUUAUUAGUAGUAUUUGUAAUAUUAUUAUUAAUAUUAUUAUUGGACAUAUUUUGGAACUGAGUAGUAGAGAUCAAUAAGCUCCUUUUUUCAGGCUGCUUGUGUGUGCGUCAGUUUGUAGGUGCAAGCGGCUGCGUGUUUGUAUGCCAGUUUGCAUGCAUGCAUGCCUGUGUGUGUGUGUGUGUGUGUGUGUCUACAUGGUGGCGUGUGUGUGUAUGUGUGUGUGUAAAUGCUACAUGUGAUCCUGUAUCUAUAUUAGCAGUGUGCAUCCUACAGCGUGAGGCACUUAAGCAAAGUCAAGUCGUAGACUCACGGUUCCAUGUUGAACGUCUGCGGAGCCCGAGGCUACACACACUUUGUCCAUCAGUAUAACAGGGCAUCUAUGCUAUAUCACUGCCUUCAUGCAUUAACGGUGCAUCACGACUCAUCGUUGCCCGACGGCGAGCUCGGCGAGCACGGACUAUGAGUGAGAAAGAAAACGAUUCAGCGAAGGGGCCUCCUGCUCAGAGCCCCUUCCGUUUUCCUGAGGCGUCUCCCCUCGGACUCACAGGUCACGUGAGGUGUUUGUUUUAUUACUGCCAUUCAGUUAAUGACAUAUUACGGAUACUUUGCUCUUUUUCGCGUUGUUACGAUAUGGUGUUUCCUUUUCCUCAGUCAUGAAAGGCUGCUUUGAGUCCGGACAGAGGAGCGGAGACCUCUCGCAUGUACAAAAAAAAAAAAACCCCAGGAGAGGGCGAUGUCUUGAAAGCAAGUGAUGCUUUUUUUCUAGAAAAAGGCCCGGAGGACGUUAGACUCCUCUGUGUCGAUGAGCAGGGAGGGAACAGGGUGCGGCACGGAAAGGGUGAGAAGGACAGAGACGGUCACUGUGGAGCUGCACGCGGGUGCACGGCGCAGGAGGUCAGGACAGGGAGGACGUUAGAGGUGCAGCGGUGGACGGUGACAAUAAAACUCUCUGUUUAUUUUCGGGUUUAGCUUCUCGUGGACGAUGUCUGCUCUGACACAGCCAAGUGAACGGACACGCUCAGAGAUUCCAUUCACACAGAAGUGAAACGAGGAACUGAGACACUGCCAGAUCAAGCGAGGAUUACCUUUUCUUGGGGGGGGGUUUAGAGGAUGAAGAGAUACUGUCGAUGCAUCUAGAGUCCCACACGGGGGUUGUUUUCAGCUCCCCUAUUUGAUUUCAAUGGCAAAGCACUUUGAGAACAUGCUCCCCAGGAGAUGAGUAAAAUGAAAAUGUGUUGGGUGGUGACUGGAGGUGAAUGGAUGUUUUCUUUUGUUUUGUUUUUUUUCGUUUUAUUUUCCUUGUUAGCCUUUUCUUUGGUUUACUUUGUAGGGCUGGUUUCCCAAUCAUCAGACAUACCCCUGUCACGCAAGAGUCACAUUCAAACGGCUUUCCACACGAGUUACGAGACGAGAGGACAUUCCGAUCAUAAAACAUUCCGACCCGAGGCCGAGCGCGAGUUGACGGGGGUGGGGGGAUCGGAUCUGACCGUCGCAGAGAGUUUGAACAAACACAAAAUGCCAACAUGAAUCGCAAAAUGCCGACACACACACACACACACACACAGACACACACACACACACAGACACACUCAGACACAGACACAGACACAGAGUUCACUGAUCCAUGGGUUCUGUUUGAUUUCCUUUUUACUUUUGUCAAGAAAUGAAAAUAUUUGUUUUUACUUGAAUUUUUUCUUUUUUAUUUAUCUGUAACACAGCCACAGAUAGUCACACGGGGGCGGCGAUGAGCUACAGGAGCGGGUGGUUGUAACAUCGAAUAUUUGCACAUGUUCUUCAGAGGGCAAUGAGGUUUGCAUUUCCUUUUCAAGACGGAGCGGAGCCUUUGCUCUAAAAAAAAAACCCCACCUUAACUGAUGUGUGUCGCAGUGGUUGGUCAGUUGUUGUUUUUGUUUUGUUUUUAACGGUGCUGGCUUUUGUGGUCGGGGCUGAUCGUCUUGUCAGUGAACACGUCCGUCCCCUUGUGAGCUUUGCUGCUUCAAAUCAUUGGGGGGGUUCAUCAGCCAGACAGACGUCAGCACGCAAAACAAGAGACAGGUUUUUUUUUUUUGGUUUUGUUUUAUUUUGUCCUUUUUUGUUUUUUCGAACGGGACACACGGCUUUGCCACAGUAAGGUGUCUUUGACUUGAUGCUUGAGUUCUGUUUCAUGACGGUAUGUGACUUUGCUGAGUAUAUGUUUGUCAGACUGAAGAAAAAUGUGGGGAUCUCAUGUUUCAGCGAUGUUUUUCAGUAAAACUGGGCAAUUGAAUGACACGUUUGCCAAAACAUCCCGUGUAUGAAUAUUUGAUUUGAACCCCUUCAUUUUUGCCUCUGUUUGUCUGAUGUAAGCUCUCUCCCAAACUUAAAUGGUUGUGAUUUUUCUUUCCUGCAAUUUAUUGUUGCAUGUGUUAUAUAUUGAGACCACCUUUUACAAUUUGUGUUUGAUAUAUUUUAUGGGGUGACCAGACCCGCAAAAGGGUUUUUCUAAGAUUUUAGAGAUACUGUAUUCCAAAGUGAAGAGAGGACCGAGGAGGAGGUGUGAAGACAUCAAGAAAAAAGUGUCAAUAUUUUUAUUGAGUUGUUGUUGUCUUUUUGCGCUGCUAAAAGCUAUGAAUUUGUUUCAUUUAUACAAAAAAAAAAUAACAUUACCUAGUCGUGAUGUGUCACUUGAGUGUGCUGCUAUUUUAUAAACAUUUGUAUUAUAAUAUAAUUAUUUUACUGCUUAAGAGAUACAUUCAGAAAAAAACGAAGUAGAUGGUGAUAGAAGAACAUGAAAUGAGUACUCGACUGGAAAUGUUCUUUGUACAGUUUGACAGUUUGCUUAGAUAGCAUGUCUCCUCUCCCCCUUUAUUUUUUAUCUAUUUUGCUCUCCUUCUUCAGUCACAUUCUGCAUCAGUGGUAUUUCCUAUACCUCAGGAUUACUGGACAAGAUAGAAAAUUCACAAAUCCGUCACCUAUACCUCUGCAGUUAGGGAAGCCUGGAUCGGAGGAGAGAGAAUACACAUUAUCACAUUUGUGGAUGAAUCCCACUGUUUUAGUGGGAAAAAACGACUUGCUCAGUACGAUGGGAAAACGGGAAACAUGCAAGGCUUCCACUUGGACUCAACACCUAUUGGAGGGGGGGGUGGGGGCACAACAAGGCAACUUUAUCUUGGGGGUUUUAACACAGUUCGUUUGUUUCUGUUCAUGCCGGUGCUACAUCUGAUUUGUUGUGUGCGAGAGGAGGGUGGAAAGAAAACAGCGUUCCUACGAAGGCCAAAGUGCAGUUCUUUGCUUUAUACAACCACAAUCACUCUGAAUGUCAGUAAACAUGGAUUCCUUAUGUGCAAGAGAUGUGUUUUUUUUUUUGUGCGCGCACCAUUGUAACCGCCACAAAUUAAUGGGUUGAGCUAAGUCUGUCGUGUCUAACCAUAAAUAUUCUGAUAUCUGGAAGUUUGAAUGGUGCAGAUUUCCCCUCGAGUUGCCUCCCCUCCACAAUAACUCAUAUCAUGUACCUCAAAUGUCUGUUGCACAACCUCUGGUCAAUAAACGUCUGCUUUAAAGGGUGUGACACCACAUCAGCUCACUA